AUGGCAAAACGCACACUUGACUCAUUCUUCAAACCAUCAACCACACCCCCAAAACGUCCCAAAACCGAACCUACCGAGUCCACCACCUCAACCCCAGAGACAAGCAAUAUCCCAAUUGAAGACACCAAACCCCCAAGCCAACACCCAAGCUAUCCAAUCCCAAUCACUCAACUCCCCUCCCACAUCGAAGUCGGCCUAGAACACGCAACACCAGCAGCCUCACCCCUCGAAAUAAACAACCAACCCCACCUCGACCUCCUUUACUUCCAACCGUACAUCCCCCGCCCAACAGCAAACGAGCUAUUCAAAUUCCUCCGUCGCGAACUCCCCUUCUACCGCGUCCAAUACACAGCCCGACGCGGCGACAUCGAAACGCAAAUCAACACACCAAGAUGGACAACUGUCUUCGGAGUUGAUGAAACAUCGACAUUCAUCCAACAAGACAACGACCUGGUACUCCUAGAAACAAAGACCAAAACACCAACCCCGAAAACCAAAUACCAGUGCACGCCGCGUCCAAUACCAGCAUGUCUCGAUCUCCUACGGAAACAAGUCGAAGCAGCGAAUGCAACCGCAUCAGGUCCUAAAAACCCCAGCUACAAUUUCUGCCUGGUAAAUUACUACGCCAGCGGCGAGGACAGCAUCGCCUUCCACUCAGAUGACGAGCGUUUUCUCGGUCCCGAACCGAACAUCGCCUCGCUAUCUCUAGGCGGCGAGCGGGAUUUCCUAAUGAAGCAUAAACCCUUUUCCGGAGGGAAUGUGAACCAGACGACGGGUGGAUGCGUUCCUGGUGCACAUGCAAUGUCCGGUCCGGGUGGUACCGGUGUGACGCGGAGUCGUACAGCAGGUGGAACAUUGAAUACCGUAUCUCCUGGAUCCAGGCCUGGUACGGUCCCACGGCAGAUUAAGAUGAGUCUUGGGUCCGGCGAUAUGGUUGUUAUGCGUGGUGCGACGCAGUCGAAUUGGUUGCAUAGUAUUCCUAAGCGGAAAGGGAAGGGGGAGAUGACGAGGGGACGGAUCAAUAUUACCUUUCGACGGGCUGUUGUUCCUGGUGGGACGAAUAAUUAUUAUCAUUAUAAUGUUGGUAGUGGGGGGAUGUAUCGGUGGGAUGAGGUAGCCAGGGAGAUGGUUCUGCGGGAUGGGAAGGGGGAGAGAGCUACGGGGUAG
This is a messenger RNA of Penicillium concentricum, 1167 nucleotides long. Its product is annotated as alpha-ketoglutarate-dependent dioxygenase AlkB family protein. NCBI's taxonomy places the organism in Eukaryota, Fungi, Ascomycota, Eurotiomycetes, Eurotiales, Aspergillaceae. The coding region runs from base 1 to 1167 and encodes 388 amino acids. The transcript has a single exon. Gene Ontology annotation, biological process: DNA repair. The record is from RefSeq and is a predicted model, not a curated record.